CCUCAACUUCCGCUCUCUGUCCGAGCAAAAACAAGUGCGAAAACAAGUCAUUUAAUUCGGAUUAUUUCAAUAGUUGUUUAGUAUAUUGAUAUAACUUUGGUAGAUUUAAAUUGAAAUACGUACUAGGAAACGAUAGGCCAAUUUGGGAAGGGACAAAACAUCAGAAAGAACGAAACAGACUCGGUCUGUUGCAGAAAAUCACUGCAGAUCCCUAAAGAACAAUUUUUGGAAGCUUCGCCAUGCAGUUGAUGUUGACUUUUGCUGUGUUGCUCUCUGUGCCAAAUGUUAUCAGUGGUACGUUUUUACAAAAAUGUAAGGAGACGAUUACGAUCAACAAUGCAUAUAAUGAAAUUCACCUGAGUGGUAAUGGUGGUGAUCACUACAAAGAUGGUGAGAAGAUCAAGUGUGAUGUCUGGUUUGUCUCUGGAGUCCCUAAUACUACAAUCUCUGUCAAGUUUCCAUCCUAUGAUAUUGCUAUUGAUGGAAACACUCAGUCAGACUGGCCGUCAUCUGCACUAUCAGUAGGCAUACCAGGUGCUCCACAUGCAAGAGGUGGUGAUGGCAUCGUAGUUUAUGACAUGGUGGCAAAGAAAUACAUGUUGGGGGAUAGUGAAACGAGAUGGGCUGGCACAAAAGGAACAAGAUGGGACUUUGCAGGUAGUGAUGUACAACAGAAGGAGUAUCAAUACUACAACUUGUACCUGGGAAAGAUGAAAGAUGUGGAGACAGUAAAGAAGUUUACAAAACCAGCCAAAGUGUAUGUGAGCUAUAAAGGUGAACCAAGGAAAGAUAGUUUUACUAUGGAGAUUGGGUUAGUUGGACUUCCAACAACAACACCACCUCCUACUACUACAACAACUACAAUAUCUACAACACCAUUACCAACAACAACAAGAAAAACAACAACUGUAAAAAUCAUUGACUUAGCUGGUCACGUUGGAAAGAAAGAACCAGAUGAUGACUCCAAUGGUGAACAUCAUACAGAUGAUGACACCAAUGGUGAUGAUGAUCCUGCAGGCUUUUUCCCUUAUGCCAUUGCUGCCAUUGUUGUUGUUGUCGUGGCUGUUCUUGGAAUUGGAUUGAGGUGUUACAUUAUUCGAAGACGAGCUGGGAGAAUGCUUGGAUUCAGGAGGUCAGACCAGGCUGGUCUUCUCACAUAAGCUCCAUAUGGUGAUGUGACUCUAGGCAAAAUAUCAACUCUGCGUAAAUGACUAUGGAUUCAUGAUGCACAAUUAAGUAAUGCUAACUUUGAUGUACAACAGGGUCACUUAUGUGCUACGAAAGAAUUGUAUAUUCUAAUGCAUUGAACAGUUUACCAGUGUAUAUAUGAGCAGACAUAAUUUAACACAGUGACAGCAUAGGAGGUUGAAAUCAAAAAAUUACAAGCUGCUUAAAAAUAUAAAUGCAAUUAAAUCAAAGGACUCGGAGAAAUGAAGAGGUGAGUCGAGGUGCUGUAGCGAAAGAACCACUAUAGGUUAUAGGCAUGGACCUUUAUGACUUUUUCUACAGUUUACAGAAUCUUGAGUUAACUACAGAAAAGUGAUUACAAAUCACAUUUCUAGAUGUAUAUAAUUGGUCAAGUAAGUUUAAUAAUGACACUGCAUACUGUACUUCUACUUAAUUUG
Owenia fusiformis is the source of this 1625-nucleotide messenger RNA. NCBI's taxonomy places the organism in Eukaryota, Metazoa, Annelida, Polychaeta, Sabellida, Oweniidae. The record is from the annotation of a GenBank genome assembly.